AUGGAGUCGGCUUUGCCGGUUACCGUUCGAGUCAGUUCGAGUCCAGCUAGCUCGCAUACAGAGGCUCGCUUGGCUUCCUUCGGCUGGCACAGGCGAGUCGAGUUUGACCGAACCGGUCUCUCGGUUUGGGAAGUCAGCUCUGAGGUGUACUCUCAAGACGGCAGGCUUCGAGCUUGGACUGAACGUGAAAACCGUUUGGGGAGCUUGUGCUUUCAGGAGUUGGUUUCGCUGAUACCUCCGAUAUUGCUUGAUCCGCAGCCCAAAGAGGUUUGCCUUGAUCUUUGUGCUGCUCCCGGGAACAAGUCCCUGCAAUUGUUGGAGUCUUUGGCAUCCAAAGCUGAUGUCGAAGGCGCUGUGCUGUCCGCGGACAAUGACCCACAAAGGUGUUGCCUCACACUUCAUCGUGUGUUGGGAAAAGCUGCUUCGCCCGCUUCUUGCGCAGCGUUGGCGAAUGCCGGGCAUUUUCCAGUGCUUCUGGAUCAAGUGGACACCGACUUGGUUGACCCUGCUUCCGGUCGGCUCGAUUUUGACCGUAUUCUUGCAGAUGUGCCAUGCAGUGGCGAUGGCACAGCCCGCAAGAACACACAGGUCUUUCGCGGAUGGUCACGGCGUGAAGCGUUGGAGUUGUCAUCGCUGCAGCGACGCAUUUUGCUUCGGGGCUUGUACUUGUUGCCACCGAAAGGCACACUUGUGUACUCUACGUGCUCCCUGAAUCCUCUGGAGAAUGAGGCUGUGGUUUUGAGCUGUUUGCGACGCUGGAACGCCAACCUACAUUCCAAAGGGAAUGCCAAGCUGCCUGUGUGGCUGCUCGAUGCCAAGGUGAUGGUCAAGGAAAAAUGUGGUUUGCGACCUUCUACUGGAAUGGCCAACUGGAUCGUGCCUGCCCCGCAGCGUGGCGGCCCGUGGUUUACUUCCUGGGAGGAGGUGCCCGAAGAGCUUCGCAAUGCCGAACGUUUCGCUUUGCGGUCAGACAUGUUCCCUUCGCCCGGUCAGCCCGGUGUGGAGGAACUAUCGAAGUGUGCUCGAUUCUACCCUCACCACUCCAACACUGGUGGCUUCUUCGUCGCGGUUUUCAGAAAAGGCGCUGCGACUUCCGAUGUUGUCCAAGGUCCGCGUGCUCCGCCGGCGUCUCAAUGUGAAGGUCGCGGAGGGCAUCCGCUACUCAGUGCAACAUUUCACCGUGUCUCGGAAGCCGACAGGGAUUGGCAAGAGCUCAAAGAAUUUUACGGUGUCGAUGCCGCAUGGAGCCAGGACAAGCUGAAACGUGGCUUGCUCCUUUGGCAGACAAUGAAAGGCAAGACACAGCCAGAAAGGAUUACUUUAGUUUCCGAGGCAGUUGCCCGGCUAUUCAAUGCGGUCCCUGGUGAUGGCCGGCGCGUUGCCUGGGCUCGGAUGGGCGUUUUCCUCUUCGAGCAUCUUCCGAAGGGACUUCUUGCUGGUGGGGUGGCACCAUGUCGAUGGCGACCACAUGCGGAGGCUGCGCACAUCCUUGCACCGAUUCUGCAUCGGCGACGGGUUUACUUGGAGCCAGAUCUGCUGCGACAAGUCUUGUGCAACGAGCAUCGACAGUCGACAUUGACGGAAGGAACUCCGCUAGCUUGCGCCGUGGCCGCGGGUGCCCCAAGUGCCACGCACCACCAUGUUUGCGGUGGGCUGCUGCUUCAUUUGCAUGGCUCAACGCGCUGUUGGGCAGCGGGUGUAGCAACGCCGAAGCAGCUGCGUUUACUUGUCGAUGACGACAUGGCGCAGGCACUGCUUGAAGACUGCAAGACUGUGGACACAAUGUCUUGUUUGGCUGGCAUCGUGAGCCGGAUUUGUCCGUCCUUCUCGUGA
Molecule: messenger RNA, 1833 nt
Organism: Symbiodinium sp. CCMP2456
Lineage: Eukaryota; Dinophyceae; Suessiales; Symbiodiniaceae
Source: the annotation of a GenBank genome assembly